CAUUGACAACACUGAGCAAUUCAUUUUACUGAUAGCUUUGAGAUACGGUAAGGCUCUUGCUUCGCUUCUCCUCACCGGUAAAGUAACGGACUAGCUGCCGGCGAAUGGCCGCCUCUAUUUUAUCGUCUCCCUGUUUCGCCGACGAUCAGUUCACUAGAGCAUGUGUAUGUGCACAGUCGAUCCCCAGGUGGGAAAACAUGAUAUGUUUAAAAGCUUCAAUUCGGAGUGGAAAACAGCAAUUCGAUACCAAGUUAUAUAUGGUCCCUUCAACAAUUGCCCAUCGGCGCCACUGGACAUCGAGAAUGUUCGCUUCUGUUGGCUCGGCAGAUGCAGAUACGGCAUGCCAAGAAAAUGACGUUUCUUCCCGAGCCUCGACAUCGAGGAACUCCACGAGGAGUGAACCGUUUCUUGGCGAGUCGAGGAGCCACUCAGAUGGAGCGGUCGAUUUUCAGAUGCAGUUGGAGGAGUUGUUUGAAGAAGUCAAAACGAUGGUUAAAAUGGGAAGCAAGGAUGAAGCAAGAGACUUGCUUCAGGCAAACUAUGAAUUUGUCAAAGAACAGAUUUCUGAAGGUACCAAAGGGAUUGAACAGGCUGCCACCCUUGACAUUGUAGCCUUGGGCCACUUGCUUCUUGGAGACUUGGAUCUUAUUGGACGUGUUUUGGAUACUUUGCAGGAGAUUGUUGACCUGCUAAAUGAUGACAUACCUGUUCUGGAUUCAGUAUUGACACAUAUGGGCAGCAUGUAUUCAGCGAUGGGGAAGUAUGAGAAAUCUAUGCUUGUAUAUCAGAGAGGCAUCAAUCUUCUAGAGAAAAAGUAUGGGCAGUCUAGCACUUACCUUGUGUCGCCUUUGCUGGGGAUGGCAAAAGUUCUUGGUUCUCUUCAUAAGGCCAAGAAAGCUGUAGAAAUCUACCAGCGUGCAAUCAAUAUCUUGGAAUCAAGCAGAGGUGCUGAAAGUGAAGACUUGGUUGUACCUUUAUUUGCUCUUGGCAGCCUUUUAGUCAAGGAAGGAAAAGCUGCUGAUGCAGAAAGUCCAUUUCUUAGGUAUACUUUACUUUCCAGAAUCUUAAGCAUUUACUCGAAGCUAUAUGGGGAGGGUGAUGGGAGAGUGGGAAUGGCCAUGGCUUCUGUUGCCCAUGCAAAGUGCGCAUCAGGGAAAGCUGAAGAAGCUAUUGAUUUAUACAAAAAUGCUCUUCAGAUUAUGAAAAAUGGAAGCUACACGAAGUUUGAUGAUGGUGUGAUGGAGAAGAUGAGGAUCGACUUAGCUGAACUGCUUCACGUGGUAGGAAGAGGGAAAGAGGGCAGGCAACUGCUGGAAGAGUGCCUGUUGAUUACUGAGAAGUAUAAAGGGAAAGAACACCCAAGCUCAGUAACCCACCUCCUAAACCUUGCCACCUCCUACUCACAGUCGAAAAACUUUGUGGAGGCUGAGCGGCUCCUGAAAACAAGCUUGGAGAUGAUGAGGAAAAGUGGGACCCCCGGUGACGACGGAUCCAUUACAUUUCCAAUGUUGCAACUUGCAGUUACCCUCUACCAUUUGAGAAGGGACGAUGAAGCAGAAAAGGUUGCGCUCGAGGCAUUGCACAUUCGUCAGAAAGCAUUUGGGAAGGAUUCCAUCCCUGCUGGGGAAGCUCUGGAUUGUUUGGUAUCCAUCCAGAGUAGAUUAGGGAAGGCAGAUGCUGAACUGCUGGCAAUGCUCAAACAGAUGCUUAAGAUUCAAGAGGACAACUUUGGUGUCGGGAGUCGAGAGACGAUGCCAACUUUGAAGAAGAUAGUGUUCUACUUGGAGAAGGUUGGAAGGAAAGACGAGAAAGUGUUUAUGCAGAAGCGAUUGGCAGCGUUGAUGAAGAAAUUUAAACAAAUGGUCGAGUACUAGCUAGAAGAGGAUGAAUGAAGCAAAAGUUUUGUUUGACAUUAGUGUACUCUUAAUACAGGAAGGGAUGCAAUGUUGUAUGUAGCAUAUUUAGGAUAGUGCCGGAACUCGUCACACAUGCCAUGGCUUUGCACUGAACUCCCUGAUACUAGAAUGAGAGAGAACCUUGGCCAGAUAAUCUAUAUACUAGACUCCAUCAGAAAGCUAUCCUACCCAUCUCGAAUUGCCUCCGGUCCAUCGAGCCUGAACAUGAAGAGACCAAGGUUAGGGGACAAGAAGAAAACUUGUCAUGUGGAUCAAAACUUGUCAUCAGUCUGCUCAACAACACUAUUUUAUUUGCAUAUAUUCUUACCAUGUGGAUCAAAAGAAGAAAAC
Linum tenue is the source of this 2246-nucleotide messenger RNA. The record is from the annotation of a GenBank genome assembly. Lineage: Eukaryota; Viridiplantae; Streptophyta; Magnoliopsida; Malpighiales; Linaceae.